Molecule: messenger RNA, 4607 nt
Organism: Homarus americanus (American lobster)
Lineage: Eukaryota; Metazoa; Arthropoda; Malacostraca; Decapoda; Nephropidae
Product: mucin-12-like
Exons: 4
Coding region: 31-4518 (1495 amino acids)
Cellular component (GO): extracellular matrix
Source: RefSeq, a predicted model, not a curated record
UUGGUAUCAACUGGUGGAACACGUGAGGACAUGUUUAGGAAGGUACUGUUUGUGGAGGUCCUGGUGACAUGGCUGACUGUUUCUCUCGCUGUCCCCAUCUACCUCCCAUCGUACAGGAUCACCACGCCUCCACCUAAAGUGGUUCACCUUGGCUCAGAUCCCACAGUACACCUCCCUCCUGAAUCAGACUCAGUCCCAACACUCCCCUCUGUAUCAAACCUCAUCUCACCUUCUCCUUCUCAUACCCUAGAGACAGACCCUGCCCUAGCCUUGCCUCAGUCCGUACGUCCCGUCUUCGCUCUACCGCCAUACAUCACUCAAGCAUAUGGACCUCCAAAGACAUUCCCAACUGUAUCCUCGGCCCCUGGUUGGAUCUCGAGUCACCCAAACGGGCUUGGACAAGCCUCGGUCUACAACCUUCCAAACCGAAACUCGAUCUUCCUACCAGUUAAAAGUCCAGUUUCCGGUCAACCAACCAUCAGGGCAGUCUUCCUCCCCGAAGCAGCCUCAGCCUCCAGCCAAUCCUCUCGUAAUCCAUCCCUGUCUCUCAUCCCCGGACAAGUCUUCAGGCACCCAAAUCACGAUUCAAUUUUCCUCUCUGUUCCAGUUUCCAGCCAGCCGAAAAGGAAGACAAAUUUCCGUGUUGAAGGAAGUACCACCUUCCGUCAGUCAGAUCCAAAUUCGAUCUUUCUAUCUGAUAAAGGUAUAGAUUCUAGUCACCCAGACCCCGAGAUAAUCACCAUUCGGCCAGUUCGUAUUUCCACUGUGUCACCCCCUGUUUCUCAGGCCUACAGUCAUCAGGACCUUUCACUCUUCCUAUCAAAAGAUGCUCUAGCUUCCAGUCAAUUUCAUCACGAACCAGUCUCUCAUUCAGAUGUAGCCUCAAUUUCCAGUCAGCUAGGCCACGCUUCCAGUCUAUCAUCUUCUCCAGGCCAGUCUUACAGUCAACCUGGCCUUGAUUCAGUUUCUUUCUCUACUGUUGCUCCAGUUUCCAGUCAAUUUCACAACGAACCAGUCUUUCAUUCUGAUGUAGCCUCAGUUUCCAGUCAGCUAGGCCACGCUUCCAGUCUAUCAUCUUCUCCAGGCCAGUCUUACAGUCAACCUGGCCUAGAUUCAGUUUCUUUCUCUACUGUUGCUCCAGUUUCCAGUCACUUUCAUCACGAACCAGUCUUUCAUUCUGAUGUAGCCUCAGUUUCCAGUCAGAUUGGCCACGCUUCCAGUCUAUCAUCUUCUCCAGGCCAGUCUCACAGUCAACCUGGCCUAGAUUCAGUUUCUUUCUCUACUGUUGCUCCAGUUUCCAGUCACUUUCAUCACGAACCAGUCUUUCAUUCUGAUGUAGCCUCAGUUUCCAGUCAGAUUGGCCACGCUUCCAGUCUAUCAUCUUCUCCAGGCCAGUCUUACAGUCAACCUGGCCUAGAUUCAGUUUCUUUCUCUACUGUUGCUCCAGUUUCCAGUCAAUUUCAUCACGAACCAGUCUUUCAUUCUGAUGUAGCCUCAGUUUCCAGUCAGCUAGGCCACGCUUCCAGUCUAUCAUCUUCUCCAGGCCAGUCUUACAGUCAACCUGGCCUAGAUUCAGUUUCUUUCUCUACUGUUGCUCCAGUUUCCAGUCAAUUUCAUCACGAACCAGUCUUUCAUUCUGAUGUAGCCUCAGUUUCCAGUCAGCUAGGCCACGCUUCCAGUCUAUCAUCUUCUCCAGGCCAGUCUUACAGUCAACCUGGCCUAGACUCACUUUCCUUCUCUACUGUUGCUCCAGCUUCCAGUCUUUCCGACCACAGGAAAGUCUUUCAUUCUGACAAAAUUGUAGUCUCCAAUCAGAAAGGUUCCGAGCCAGUUCUAAUCACUCCCCCAGGCCGCGUGUACGACCAACCAGAUCCAAGUUCCAUCUUCCUCACUACAAUUGCUCCAAUUUCCAGUCGGCCAGAGUCCGAGGCGGUCUCCAUUCAACCAAUUCACUUCUCCACUACUCCGUCUCCCGUAACCCAGGCAUACAGUCAACCAACCCAUGACCAUGACUCGAUAUUUCUCUCUACUCCUGUACCCAGUCAGUCAAAUAUAAAGACAAACUUCCAUUCUGAUACAGUUUCAUUCUCCAGCCAGUCAGAUCCAAAUUCCAUCUUCCUCUCAACUGUUGCUCCAGUUUCCAGUCAUCCAGAGUCUAAGGCAGUCUCCACUCAACCAAUUCACUUCUCCACUACUCCGUCUCCCGUAACCCAGGCAUACAGUCAACCAACCCAUGACCAUGACUCGAUAUUUCUCUCUACUCCUGUACCCAGUCAGUCAAAUAUAAAGACAAACUUCCAUUCUGAUACAGUUUCAUUCUCCAGCCAGUCAGAUCCAAAUUCCAUCUUCCUCUCAACUGUUGCUCCAGUUUCCAGUCAUCCAGAGUCUAAGGCAGUCUCCACUCAACCAAUUCACUUCUCCACUACUCCGUCUCCCGUAACCCAGGCAUACAGUCAACCAACCCAUGACCAUGACUCGAUAUUUCUCUCUACUCCAGUACCCAGUCAGUCAAAUAUAAAGACAAACUUCCAUUCCGAAGCUGUUUCAAUCUCCAGUCAUACAGGUCCCUCCUCCAAUGUAGUCUCUAUCCCAGGCCGUAGCUACACUGAACCUGACAGAGAAACUUUCCUUUCUACCGUUGCUCCAGUUUCCAGUCACUUAGAGCACACGACAGUCUCCUCUCAGCCAGUCCAUGUUUCCAAUUUUCACUCCUCCGUAGGUCAGGCAGAUAAUCAACCACGCUCCGUGCCAUCGCUAUCCCUUCCCCCGGGACACGUCCAUAGUGAUCAUACAUCCCCAAACCCCAGUCUCAUCCUCUCCCCUGAGCCUGGAGCGAUAUACAGUCAACCAGCCAACACCGGCAGCCACUUAGCUCUUGCUGUCGGCCACCUAGGGUCUUCCGGCGGCCAUUUAGGUCCCUCCGGCGGCCACCUGAGCCCCUCCGGCGGCCACCUAGGUCUCUCUGGCGACCACCUGAGCCCCUCCGACGGCCACCUAGGUCCCUCCGACAGCCACCUAGGUCCCUCCGGCGGCCACCUGAGCUCCUCCGGCGGCCACCUAGGUCCCUCCGACAGCCACUUCGGUUCCUCCGGCGGCCACCUGAGCCCCUCCGGCGGCCACCUAGGUCCCUCCGACAGCCACCUAGGGUCCUCCGGCGGCCACCUGAGUUCCUCCGGCGGCCACCUAGGUCCCUCCGGCGGCCACCUGAGCUCCUCCGGCGGCCACCUAGGUCCCUCCGACAGCCACUUCGGUUCCUCCGGCGGCCACCUGAGCCCCUCCGGCGGCCACCUAGGUCUCUCCGACAGCCACCUAGGGUCCUCCGGCGGCCACCUGAGUUCCUCCGGCGGCCACCUAGGUCCCUCCGACGGCUACUUGAGCCCCUCCGAAGGCCACCUGGAUCCCUCCGUCGGCCAUUUAGCUCACUCCGACGGCCACCUGAGCCCCUCCGGCGGCCACCUAGGUCUCUCUGGCGACCACCUGAGCCCCUCCGGCGGCCACCUAGGUCCCUCCGACAGCCACUUCGGUUCCUCCGGCGGCCACCUGAGCCCCUCCGGCGGCCACCUAGGUCCCUCCGACAGCCACCUAGGGUCCUCCGGCGGCCACCUGAGCUCCUCCGGCGGCCACCUAGGUCCCUCCGACGGCUACUUGAGCCCCUCCGAAGGCCACCUAAAUCCCUCCGUCGGCCAUUUAGCUCACUCCGACGGCCACCUGAGCCCCUCCGGCGGCCACCUAGGUCCCUCCGGCGACCACCUGGGCCCCCCCGGAGGCGACUUAGGUCCCUCCAGCAGCCACCUAGGUCCCUCCGACAGCCACUUCGGUUCCUCCGGCGGCCACCUGAGCCCCUCCGACGGCCACCUAGGUCCCUCCGACAGCCACCUAGGUCCCUCCGGCGGCCACCUGAGCUCCUCCGGCGGCCACCUAGGUCCCUCCGACAGCCACUUCGGUUCCUCCGGCGGCCACCUGAGCCCCUCCGGCGGCCACCUAGGUCCCUCCGACAGCCACCUAGGGUCCUCCGGCGGCCACCUGAGUUCCUCCGGCGGCCACCUGAGUUCCUCCGGCGGCCACCUAGGUCCCUCCGACGGCUACUUGAGCCCCUCCGAAGGCCACCUGAAUCCCUCCGUCGGCCAUUUAGCUCACUCCGACGGCCACCUGAGCCCCUCCGGCGGUCACCAGGGCCUUACAAAUCCCGCCAGGAGCCAACCAAUCCUCGUCCACUCAGACCACGCCCACAACCGGCCGCACCCCGACCAUAAGGUUCCUGCUGUCUAUAACUUCAGCUACGCCAUAAAGGACACCUACAGUAGCAGUGACUUCGGCCACCAUGAGUCCCGUGACGGCUACAACACCCAGGGCUCCUACUACGUGCAGCUUCCCGACGGUCGCCUACAGACGGUGGACUAUUCUGUCAACGGGGAUUCUGGCUAUGUGGCCCAAGUGGGAUAUGAAGGCGUAGCUCAGUACCCAACAGCAGAGUCCACGUCUACGUACCAGCCACCCACGAGAUAUAAGGAAUCCUGAAUAUAGCAAAUAAAUAUAGAUUACAGUAUAUAAAAAAGUUCUAGUUAUAAUGAUGUGUAGGCAUGUUAAUACAAGAAAACCCUUAGGAA